UAGAGACGGGGUUUCACGGUGUUAGCCAGAAUGGUCUCCAUCUCCUGACCUCGUGAUCCGCCCAUCUCAGCCUCCCGUCUGGUCUGUAAUCUUCUAUGUGUGGAAAUGAUCACCGUUUUACACCUUUACUGCGUGUGCUGGUCUGUAAUCUGCUAUUUGCACUUAUGAGUGCAUGUGAGUGUUUUUCAGUCACAAGAGACAUUUCCACAGCACGUUCCUUAGCAACUGCCCAGUGUGUGAUAUAAGAGGCUCGUUUUGCCCGUUCCUCAGUGGUGGCUUUCAGGACUGUUUCUGAUUCCCUCCAGCCCUUCAGUGAAUUUUCCCCAUGGCCUGCUCAGCUGCAGGCGACUUUCUGGGCAUUGGGCAUACAGCUGUUCACAAAACAGUGAUCUGUGCCAACACAUUUCUGGUCAUAUCCUAUCAGUUCUUUCAACUGCUGACUGGAUGAGGUACGCCAGGCCAAAGGGCACACCUCGGAUUUGCCCUCCCAAAGGCCUGUGCCCGUCAGGGUGGGCCUGUGUUCCAGAUCGGCCCGGCAGUGGGCACCGGGCAUGACCUGUAGGGACAGCGCAGGUUCCAGAUGAAGCAGGGAGAGCGAGCCUGGGUCCUGGCCCUGUGUGCCUGGUCUUAUGACCAUUUUGGCCAGGGCUUCACCAAGCAGCUGUUUUCCCAGCUCCCAGACUGGGCUGCUGGAGCUGGGCAUGGAACAGAAUAUUUGAAAUGGGGCCACUCUAGGCAGUCCCAAGCUGCUGAGGUACCUUUUGGACCCAGCUCGAGGCAGCCGUUGCCUGCAAGGAUCUGGGUGGUGGGCGGUCCCAGCCUGGCCCUGCCCCUACCCUGUGCCUCCACCCCUGCCCUUCCUAUGCUCCAAGGCAGGUAGGGAGGCGGGAGGCCAGGUAGCUCAGGAACCCAAACCUGUUGGGCAGGUUUUGAGAGCUGUGGAGAGAGGGACAGAGGCUGGAGAAGGAUGCACGGCCUGCCCUGGGCUUGCCUGUUCCCUCCUGAGCCUGAGCCUGAGCCCCUUACCUUCCUGACCCCAUGAGGCACGCACUGGCGCUGCUGGCUCCCCUGCUGGGCCUGGGCCUGGGGCUGUCCCUGAGUCAGCUGGCAGCGGGGGCCACAGACUGCAAGUCCCUUGGCCCGGCAGAGCCCCUGACAUUCACCCCAGCGGCCAGGGCCCGGUGGCUGGCCCCUCGAGUUCGUGCGCCAGGACUCCUGGACUCCCUCUACGGCACCGUGCACCGCUUCCUCUCCGUGGUGCAGCUGAAUCCUUUCCCUUCAGAGUUGGUAAAGGCCCUGCUGAGUGAGCUGGCCUCCGUGAAGGUGAAUGAGGUGGUGCGGUACGAGGCGGGCUACGUGGUGUGCGCCGUGGUCGCGGGCCUCUACCUGCUGCUGAUGCCCACUGCCGGGCUUUGCUUCUGCUGGUGCCGCUGCCGCCGGCGCUGCGGGGGGCGAGUGAAGACAGAGCACAAGGCGCUGGCCUUUGAGUGUGCGUCCCUCAUGGUCGUCCUGCUGCUGACCACCCUCUUGCUGCUGAUUGGUGUGGUCUGUGCCUUAGUCACCAACCAGCGCACGCAUGAACAGAUGGGCCCCAGCGUGGAGGCCGUGCCUGAGACCCUGCUCAGCCUCCGGGGCCUGGUCUCUGAUGUCCCCCAGGAGCUGCAGGCCGUGGCACAGCAGUUCUCCCUGCCCCAGGAGCGCGUCUCGGAGGAGCUGGAUGCCCUGCAGGUCUCCAUGCACCACCUGCAGGCCCUGAACGCUACAGUGGUGGAGCUGCAGGCCGGGCAGCAGGACCUGGAGUCAGCCCUCCAGCAACAACGGGACCGCCUCCUCCAGCUGCUGCAGGAGGCCGGGUGCCAGGGAGACUGUGCAGGGGCCCUGAGCCGGGCCCGCGCCCUGGAGCUGGGUGCUGACUUCAGCCAGGUGCCCUCUGUGGACCAUGUCCUGCACCAGCUGAAGGGAGUCCCCGAGGCCAACUUCUCCAGCAUGGUCCAGGAGGAGAACAGCACCUUCAACGCCCUUCCAACCGUGGCUGCCAUGCAGAUGUCCAGCGUGGUGCAAGAGCUGAAGAAGGCAGUGGCCCAGCAGCCGGAAGGGUUGAGGACACUGGCUGAAGGGUUCCCAGGCUCGGAGGCAGCUUCCCGCUGGGCCCAGGCACUGCAGGAGGUGGAGGAGAGCAGCCGCCCCUACCUGCAGGAGGUGCAGAGAUACGAGACCUACAGGUGGAUCGUGGGCUGCGUGCUGUGCUCCGUGGUCCUGCUCGUGGCACUCUGCAACCUGCUGGGCCUCAAUCUGGGCAUCUGGGGCCUAUCUGCCAGGGAGGACCCCAGCCAGCCAGAAGCCAAGGGCGAAGCUGGAGCCCACUUCCUCAUGGCAGGCGUGGGCCUCAGCUUCCUCUUUGCUGCCCCCCUCAUCCUCCUGGUGUUUGCCACCUUCCUGGUGGGCGGCAACGUGCAGACGCUGGUGUGCCAGAGCUGGGAGAGCGGCGAGCUCUUUGAGUUUGCAGACACCCCAGGGAACCUGCCCCCGUCCAUGAACCUGUCGCACCUUCUUGGCCUGAGGAAGAACAUCAGCAUCCACCAAGCUUAUCGGCAGUGCAAGGAAGGGGCAGCGCUCUGGACAGUCCUGCAGCUCAAUGACUCCUACGACCUGGAGGAGCAUCUGGAUAUCAGCCAGUACACCAACAAGCUGUGGCAGGAGUUGCAGAGCCUGAAGGUAGACACACAGAGCCUGGACCUGCUGAGCUCAGCCGCCCGCCGGGACCUGGAGGCCCUGCAGAGCAGUGGGCUCCAGCGCGUCCACUACCCCGACUUCCUCGUUCAGAUCCAGAGGCCUGUGGUGAAGACUAGCACGGAGCAGCUGGCCCAGGAGCUGGAAGGACUGGCCCAGGCCCAAGGCAAUUCUGUGCUGGGGCAGCGGCUGCAGGAGGAGGCCCACGGACUCAGAAACCUUCACCAGGAGAAGGUCGUUCCCCAGCAGAGCCUUGUGGCGAAGCUCAACCUCAGCGUCAGGGCCCUGGAGUCCUCUGCCCCGAAUCUCCAGCUGGAGACCUCAGAUGUCCUAGCCAAUGUCACUUACUUGAAAGGAGAGCUGCCUGCCUGGGCCACCAGGAUCCUGAGGAAUGUGAGUGAGUGUUUCCUGGCCCGGGAGAUGGGCUACUUCUCCCAAUACGUGGCCUGGGUAAGAGAGGAGGUGACUCAGCGCAUCGCCACUUGCCAGCCCCUCUCCGGGGCUGUGGACAACAGCCGUGUGAUCCUGUGUGAUAUGGUGGCUGACCCCUGGAAUGCCUUCUGGUUCUGCCUGGCGUGGUGCACCUUCUUCCUGAUCCCCAGCAUCAUCUUUGCUGUCAAGACCUCCAAAUACUUCCGUCCUAUCCGGAAACGCCUCAGCUCCACCAGCUCUGAGGAGACUCAGCUCUUCCACAUCCCCCGGGUUACUUCCCUGAAGCUGUAGGGCCUGUGGGGUGAGCUGACCCCAAGGCUGCCUGUCCUCCCCUUUGGUUCAGCCUGGGCCACAGGACUUCGGUAGCUCUUGCCCCAGAGCCCAGGCUGGCAUCGGGGCUUGGACUGUCCCUAAUUCCGGCUUACCUGGCCCGACCUUGCCUGCUCCUUUCCACCUCUUUCUGCUCACGACCCCCAUCAUUCGCUCUCAGAAUCACGUGGGACUUCCGUGCAGCUGCAGAGCCAGCAGGUCCCUCCAGGUGCCACCCCUUACCCCCCUGCUGGUGGCAUCCUCACGGGAAGAGCCUGUUCUCCACCUGCUGGAGCCUGGACCCUGGGGUGGGACAGAGGCCUCGUCCAACCCCACUCCCAUUCCCGUGUGUCCUCCCCGUGCCAAGCCUCCCUCUGCCCCUCUCUGAGCUCCUCGCCCCCCACCCCAUCCUCAUCUGGCCUCCCCGCUGGCUCCCACUUCCCGCUUAUGCCCUUCCUGGCCCUUUGCUUCCUCCCUUUGUCCCCUCGUCACCAUAUCCCCACUGCUAGCUUGCUGGCCCAGGGGACCGCCCUGCCCAACCAAACCACUCAGGUAACACCACUAAUCAGAAAGGGGCACCGUGGCCUAGGUCUGGGCUACUGCAGGCCCUGCCUCAUGGCCCCUGAGCCCUCCACUGCCCCAGAGCCCUGGGUCCUCUGCAGAUCUCAUCCUGGAUUUAUUGGUGCCCAGCGGGGUGACGGAGGCCUGUCUGAAGGCCGAGCCUCCCUGCCUGCACCCAGGUUAGAAACGGGGGUACGAGCACUUAGCUCCUCUCUGAGUGCUGGCUCCCGAGGAAGGGACCUGGGGCCUGGGCCACAGUGGGGACUCGCCCUUAUCUCUUCAGAAGGAAGCAUCUUCCGCAGCCCCCACCCAGCUUUCUUAGGAGUGGCCUGGUGGCCAGAACAGGGUUUUGCACUGCCCCUUCUAUCCUGCGCGUGUGGCCGAGGGUCAUCCCCAGCCCAUCCCUGUGUCAGCCCUGAGUGCUGGAUGCUGUGUUCCACAAAUGAGGAAGAGGAGAGAGAGAAGAGAUGGACAGACCUCAGAUCCAUUAAAGCGUUCUCACCUCCCUGAGACUUGGUUCUGGGUCCUUAAAACCAGGUUUCCUCGGCUGGGGCCCUGUACACAGUUGGUGUUUAAUGAGUGUGUAUGGAGAGGAGAGUUCUAAGGUCACCUCUGGCUGCAGGCAUCCAGGGGUUAUUCCAGCAAUAUGCAGGUAGGGCGUGCGUCCCAGCCUGGAAGCCUGCUGUCAGGAGCAGGCAGACCUAGACUCCCAGCCUGGCUGUGAUACGUGCUCGCUCAGCUUCUCCAUUUAUAAGAUGGGGAGAAGAGUCACAGCCUCCGCAAAGAGUUGUGCAAAUCAAAUGUGAUCAUUCACAGAAAGCCCUUAGCAGUGGCCUGGCACAAAACAAACGGUCAUAGGAAGCUGCCUGUUAUUAUUGUCGUUGUUUGCCAUGACUGCUCUGGGCCGGGGGUAGAGCUGGUGUCUGGGCGUGUACAAGGGAAGAGGGAGACAGGCCUCUGUUCAAAGGCAGAAAGUCCUUUCAGAUUGUGGUGGGCUGGGUUUCAGGGAGUGUCCGUGUUGUUUGUUCUUGUUUGUUUGUUUGUUUGUUUGUUUGUUUUGAGACAGGGUCUCGCUCUGUCACCCAGGCUGGAGUGUAGGGGUGCAAUCUUGGCUCACUGCAACCUCCACCUCCUGGGCUUAAGCGAUCCUCAUGCCUCAGCCUCCCAAAUAGCUGGGAUUACAGGUGCGUGCCACUGUGCCUGGCUAAUUUUUGUAUUUUUUGUAGAGACAGGGUUUUGCCAUGUUGCCCAGGCUGGAAGUGUCUAUGAUUAACUGCAUCUUAUAAACCAGCCACAAGUUUUCUACUAGAAAUUAGAAUGGUGCAUACACAAUGUAUUGUUAUCACUGUCAGAAGAGCGUCCUUGAAUGUAGCGUGACUGCCUCUUUUUUGCCUUUCCUAGAGGGUUUUUUUUUUUUUUUUUGCUUGUUACUCAUCUGUUGACCUACCUGGGGGAAGUAGUACCCUUGCAUUUAAAAAAUAAAAUUGAUGGGAUU
This is a messenger RNA of Cercocebus atys (sooty mangabey), 5527 nucleotides long. It is a transcript of the gene PROM2, whose product is annotated as prominin 2. NCBI's taxonomy places the organism in Eukaryota, Metazoa, Chordata, Mammalia, Primates, Cercopithecidae. Bases 1039 to 3453 code for a protein of 804 amino acids. The transcript has 23 exons. Gene Ontology annotation, molecular function: cholesterol binding. Gene Ontology annotation, cellular component: microvillus; prominosome; cilium. The record is from RefSeq and is a predicted model, not a curated record.